AUGAUUGGAAAGGCACCUCAGAUCCUCUCUCUCAAUCUUGCCCAUAAUAUUAAGCCCAAGAUUAAGAUUUUUCUAGACUUGGGAUUUUCAUCAACGGACAUUGUUCAAAUAUUAACGGCUGAUCCCUGGGUUUUGACAAGAAGUGUGGAUAAUACAAUUCUACCAUCAAUUUCCGCGUUGAAGAGUGUUUUAGGAUCCAAUGCUGCUUCUGUUAAGCUUUUAAAGAGAUGUGGGUGGUUUCUGAAAUCUAAUUUGGAGAAGACCAUGAUACCUAACAUAGAAAUUUUGAAGAGUUGUGGAAUUGCCAAUUCGCAGAUUGCUAGAUACACGUAUAGUUUCCCUAGAUUUUUUCUCCAUAAGCCUGAGAGCAUUAGGAAUUUUGUGAAAAGAGUUGAUGAAAUUGGAUUUGAUAGGAAAUCUAAGAUUUAUCUUCCUGCUAUUCGAGUAAUAAGUUCAAUGAACAGGGAGCUUUGGGAUCGAAAGCUGAAUCUUUUCAAGAGAUUGGGAUACAGUGAUGAUCAUAUUCUUUCAAUGUUCAGGAGCACACCCCAAGUAUUUUCUGUAUCUGAGAAGAAGACCGAGGAGAUAACCAAAUUGCUGCUUCAAAGAGGGAAUGUGAAUAUUUCACUUAUUGUUAACAACCCUGUACUCCUUCUAUGCAGUGUGGAGCGCAAGCUAAAACCUCGGCUAGAAGUUUUCGACUUACUGUCAAGUAAGAAUUUAAUUCAAAAGGAAACCAGUUUGGUUUCCAUUAUAAUGUCAUCUGAAACAAAGUUCAUAGAGAGAUUUGUGCUUCCUUAUUCUGAUGAGCUUGGAAAACAUAUUUAUUUUAGGUUACAAGUCCUCAAAAAAUGA
Mangifera indica (mango) is the source of this 855-nucleotide messenger RNA. RefSeq lists its product as uncharacterized. The coding region runs from base 1 to 855 and encodes 284 amino acids. The record is from RefSeq and is a predicted model, not a curated record. NCBI's taxonomy places the organism in Eukaryota, Viridiplantae, Streptophyta, Magnoliopsida, Sapindales, Anacardiaceae. Gene Ontology annotation, cellular component: chloroplast. Gene Ontology annotation, molecular function: double-stranded DNA binding. The transcript has a single exon. Gene Ontology annotation, biological process: chloroplast organization; regulation of DNA-templated transcription.